AGUUGUUGAAUGAGAAGCAGUAAAACGCGAGUGGCCGAAAAGGCUGGUUCAUGGUACACAAAAGAGGGGCCUAAAUUGAAGAAUGAGUUGAAUUCAUGGCUCGAGAAUGCCCAUAAAACGUGCAAUCAGAACCAUAGUGGCGGGUCUGAUCCGCGACGCGCUGGGGGGAAUAAUCAGAGACUGAAGGCAAUAAUAUCACCGCACGCGGGAUACGUGUACUGCGGCGUAACAGCUGCUUUCGGCUUUAGUCAAAUCAAUGCCGAAGAAGUUGACAGAGUUUUCAUUCUCGGACCAUCCCAUAGAAUGUACUUGGAAGACUGUGCUUUGACUGGACAUCAGUUCUAUGCGACACCUGUCGGCGACUUACAUAUAGACACUGAGACUGUUGCUCAAUUAAGAAAUACCGGACAUUUCAGCGAGAUGUCGAGUAAAGUAGAUAGGGAAGAACACUCGAUUGAAAUGCAACUACCGUUUUUGGCGCAUGUGCUGAAUAGUGCCGGAGAGGGUCAUUUGGAACGGGUGAAAAUAGUGCCUAUUUUGGUUGGUGCUCUGAAAGAAGACCGGGAGCGAUUCUACGGUCAGGUGCUCGCCCCUUUUUUGCUGCAGCCGAGGACAAUCUUCAUCAUAUCAUCCGAUUUCUGUCACUGGGGCGAUAGAUUUAGCUACACUCCGUACCCUGACAAAAACGAGGGACUUCCCAUAUACCAAUCAAUCGAGCGACUGGACAGGGAAGGAAUGAGUAUAAUCGAGUCCAUUAAUAUGAGUAAUUUUUCCAAGUACAUUCAACGAACUAAGAACACAAUAUGUGGAAGACAUCCCAUUGCCGUUCUCUUGGCAGCGGUCGAAGAGCUGAAAAGCAAACACCUAAAUGGAACGAAAGUAGACAUUCGGUUCCUCCAUUACUCGCAAUCUGGACCUGUGAAGAAAUCGCACGACAGCUCAGUUAGCUACGCGGCUGCUAAAUUGACAUUCACGGGCUGAUCUUCAAUUUAAUGAGAGUUUAAUAGUUUGCCAUGUAUCUUUUGAGACUGUAGCUUAUUUAAACCAUUUUCGACGUCCCCUAUAUGUUUUUCGCUAUGCAUAAGUUUGCUUCAGUAAUUUAAUUUUUCUAGAAAAUUUUUGCAAAUGAGCUCAAAAUGCGUAUUGUUUUUCGAAGCUUGAAAAUAUAUUACGGCGACGAAAAAGUACAUUUGUUUUGCAAAAUUGA
Messenger RNA from Symsagittifera roscoffensis, 1207 nucleotides. Its product is annotated as protein MEMO1-like. Lineage: Eukaryota; Metazoa; Xenacoelomorpha; Acoela; Convolutidae. The record is from RefSeq and is a predicted model, not a curated record. The transcript has a single exon. The coding region runs from base 10 to 981 and encodes 323 amino acids.